AUGAAUCGGUUAAAGCAUCGUAUCUUCAGGAGGCGAAGCGCUAGUUUUACGAAAAUUGAUGAAUUUGCUCAAAGUAAAGAUGGUGAUGAAGAUGAGUGUGAAUCAAAAAUCGCAGCAUCAAGUUCAAAAACGUGGACAAAUAGUAUGGGACGAACUUUAAAGCGAAGAUUGAGCAUUUUUCGGAAGGAUAACGAUGAAAAUGAACGGUAUAGUGUGAUGGAAAAAUAUAUUUCGUAG
This is a messenger RNA of Thelazia callipaeda (thelaziosis nematode), 237 nucleotides long. NCBI's taxonomy places the organism in Eukaryota, Metazoa, Nematoda, Chromadorea, Rhabditida, Thelaziidae. The record is from the annotation of a GenBank genome assembly.